Molecule: messenger RNA, 999 nt
Organism: Orcinus orca (killer whale)
Lineage: Eukaryota; Metazoa; Chordata; Mammalia; Artiodactyla; Delphinidae
Gene: SNCA
Product: synuclein alpha
Exons: 5
Coding region: 23-442 (139 amino acids)
Biological process (GO): synaptic vesicle endocytosis; synapse organization; chemical synaptic transmission
Cellular component (GO): axon terminus; neuronal cell body; cytoplasm
Molecular function (GO): cuprous ion binding
Source: RefSeq, a predicted model, not a curated record
GGUGUAAAGGAAUUCAUUAGCCAUGGAUGUAUUCAUGAAAGGACUUUCAAAGGCCAAGGAGGGAGUCGUGGCCGCUGCUGAAAAAACCAAGCAGGGUGUAGCAGAAGCAGCAGAAAAGACAAAAGAGGGUGUUCUCUACGUAGGAUCCAAAACUAAGGAAGGAGUGGUUCAUGGUGUGACAACAGUGGCUGAGAAGACCAAAGAGCAAGUGACAAAUGUUGGAGAGGCAGUGGUGACAGGGGUGACUGCAGUAGCACAGAAAACAGUGGAAGGAGCAGGGAGCAUUGCAGCUGCCACUGGCUUUGGCAAAAAGGAUCAGCUGGGCAAGAGUGAAGGAGCCUCCCAGGAAGGAAUUCUGGAAGAUACACCUGUGGAUCCUGACAAUGAGGCUUAUGAAAUGCCUUCUGAGGAAGGGUAUCAGGAUUACGAACCUGAAGCCUAAGAAAUAUCUUUGCUCCCAGUUUCCUGAGAUCUGCUGACAGAUGUACCACCCUGUACCAGUGCUCAGUUCCAACGUGCCCAGUCAUGACAUUUUCUCAGAGUUUUCAGUGUGUCUUGAAGUCUUCCAUCAGCAGUGAUUGGCGCAUCUGUACCUGCCCCAACUCAGCAUUUCGGUGCUUCCCUCCCACCUAAUAUAUGAUAGCAGGGUCUCUGUGUGCUGUGGAUACUGUGGCUUCAAAUCGAAAGUGUUAAAUUAAAUUAAAAACACCCAAGUGACGGCCACUUAUUUCUAAAUCGCCACUAAGUUUUUGUUGCUGAUGUUGAAAAAUUGUGAGUGAUUUACUAUAAUAUAUUAUUAGAUUUUCAGGUGUCUUUUAAUGAUUCUAAAUAUAUUGAUGUAUUGUGAAAUUUAAUACAUAUAAUACUUAAAUACGUGAGCAUGAAACUAUGCACCUAUAAAUAUUAACUAUAAAAUGUUAGUUUUGUGAUGUGUUUUAUCUUGUGUUUGUAUAUAAAUGGUGAAAAUUAAAAUAAAAUGUUCUCAUUACAAAAAUCUUA